GCUCAGUAAAAUGGCUGUAUCUCGGCGAGCCUCGUGCUGGUUUGGUCCGUUCCCUGCCUGUAGUCUGGCUCAGUAAUAGAACUCCCACAAUAUUUGUGUCGGUUUUUGCAUCUAAUGGGCUUCUGGAGUUCCUGAGCCGUUACCGUCACAUUGAAACCAGGGAUGGCUGCCGGAUCCGGUCCGGUUUAAGGUGUGGGAAUGAGUCGGGACAAAGAUAAAUGGUUAUAAACAAUUAUUUAUAUUAAAUGUUAGCGUUUGAUUGUGACUGACUCGCCGAAAGAGGGAGAGGGGGUAUCAUGGCCGCUCAGGUCGCCAGUGCCGCCACUCUCAACACUACGCCUUCAGAACUUAAAAAAUCGGAUCGAGACCCCAAAGAGGAGUCGGUACCGGGGGAGAAGCAGCAAGAAAAAAAGCAACCGGGAUUAGAGAGCGGAUCUCCGGGCCGGGGGGAUCUGCAGGACGGGGCCGAUGUUGGAAAUGCAGGGGGAGGAGGGGAACUUGAGAUGAAGAACGGGAAUGGGAACCCGCCCAGGGCUAAUAAUAAUCAGAAUGAUUCCAUCGGAUCCGAAGGGAAUAACCAUCCCGGGAUGGUACACCAUCACGGAUCCGCAUUUCCUCCACCUUCUUAUGGAUACAGUCAGCACUACGGUCGGGCCCCUUUUCAUCAACAUGGCGGACAACAAAGCCCUGGCAUGGCAGCUGCUGCAGGUCCGGCCGUGCAAUCGAGCAACAUGAUGGACCCAUAUCAGCCCAACUCGCACGACCAUGGCUUUUCGAACCACCAGUAUAACAAUUACAAUCCAUUCCCGAAUAGAACUCCUUAUCCCGGCCAAGGAUACGGCAUCAACUCUCCGCGCAGCGCCCUGCCUCCGACAGCUGGGGGACAGCCAGCAAAGCAACAACCAGCGGGAGGACCCACAUCUAUGGCUGGAUCUUACAAUAAUCAGAGAUAUAAUGUGGGGAACCCACAGCCAACAUCCACGCCAACCCUCAACCAGCUUCUAACCUCCCCAAGUUCCACGAGAGGUUAUCCAAACUACCCACCAAGCGAUUACAGUAACCAGGAGGGAGCUAGCAAGGGACCAACAGACAUGGGCAGCAGCGGUCAGUAUGGAGGGGGCAAUCCGAGUUGGCAACAAAGGACUCAUCACCCAUCGCCUAUGAGCCCUGGAAGUGCAGGGCAGCCUCUAAGUAGAAACCAGCCUCCUGGCUCCAUGGAUCCGAUGGGGAAGAUGAGAAGCCAGGCGUAUGGAGGGGGGGGCCCAUACCCCCAGCAGCCCCAGCAGGGCCCCCCUCCUGGGGCUCAGCAAGGGCCGGGCUACCCUGGCCAGGGCUACGGACCUCCAGGCCCCCAUAGAUACCCAGUGGGGAUGCAGGGCCGCACUCCUGGUGGCAUGGGAGGCAUGCAGUAUGGGCAGCAGAUGGCUUCCUAUGGACAGCAAGGACCAGGAGGUUAUGGGCCCCAGAGCCAGGGUCCAUACUACGGCUCCCAGGGCCAGGCUCCCCACCCUGGCCAGCAGCAGCCCCCCUACCCCCAGGCCCCAACCGGACAGCAGGGUGGACCAGCACCCUACGCUGGGCAGCCCCACCCUGGCCAGCAGCCCCACCCUGGCCAGCAGCCCCACCCUGGCCAGCAGCCCCACCCUGGCCAGCAGGCCCACCCGGGCCAGCAGCCCCACCCUGGCCAGCAGGCCCACCCGGGCCAGCAGCCCCACCCUGGCCAGCAGCCCCAUCCGGGCCAGCAGCCCCAUCCGGGCCAGCAGCCCCACCCUGGCCAGCAGCCCCAUCCGGGCCAACAGCCCCACCAAGGCCAACAGCCCCACCCUCCCCAGACUUCUGGCCCACAUGCCCAGGGUGGGCCACCCUAUCAGCAGCCCCACAUGCCCCCUCAAUCCCAGGGUUCAUUACCAGGCCCCUCCCAGGGGCCUCCCCAGUCUCAGCCACCUUACUCCCAAGCCUCGACCCCCCAGGCCGGCCACUCUCCUUACCCCCAGCAGCAGGGCCCUCCUAGCCAGCCGCCCCAGCAGGCGAGCUCCCAGGCUCCAGCCGGGGCCCAGGCCCAGCCCGGCUACCCUGGACCCACGCAGGGCCCCCAGGGUCCACAGCAGCAGGCCCAGCAGCCCACCCAACAGCAGCAGCAGCCCCAGGCACCGGCCCAAGGACCCCCCCAGCCUCCUCCAGGACACAGUCAACAUCCACAGACGCAGCCUGCAUCCUACGCUCAGAGUGCUCCACAGACGCAACAGCAGUCACCUUAUCAACGCUUCCCUCCCCCUCCACAGGAGGUGUCCCAGGACUCGUUCUGCUCUCCCUCCAACCAGCCCAAAAGUGGCUCGGAGGACGCCAGCAUGCAAGGCCGUCCAUCCAGCCUACCGGAUCUCUCAGGCUCCAUCGACGACCUGCCCACAGGCACCGACGGCGCUCUGAGUCCUGGCGUGAGCACUUCAGGCGUGUCCAGCAGCCAGGGCGAGCAGAGCAACCCUGCCCAGUCGCCCUUCUCCCCCCACACCUCCCCCCACCUGCCGGGCAUCCGUGGGCCCUCCCCCUCCCCCGUGGGCUCCCCCGCCAGCACAUCCCGCACGGGCCCACUGUCACCCGCCACCAUGCCAGGGACCCAGAUGCCCCCACGGCCGGCCAGCGUGCAGUCGGAUGCCAGCCUGCACCCUUCGCUCAGCCAGUCCCCCAUGGCCCAGGACAGAGGUUUCAUGCAGAGGAACCCCCAGAUGCCCCCUUACGGCUCCCCCCAGUCUGCCUCCACCCUGUCACCCCGCCAGACAUCCGGGGCCCAGAUGCAUCCUGGGAUGGGGCCCUAUCAGCAGAAUAACUCCAUGGCUGGUUACGGCCCUCAAGGGGCACAGUACGGGCCUCAAGGUUACCCUCGACAACCUGGCUACAGUAAUAUGCCUAAUGCCAACUACCCUGGCCCUGGCAUGGGUGGUCCUAUGAACCCCAUGUCAGGUCAGGGGGGCGGGCCGCCCUACGCUGGAAUUCCACCUGGAAGGAUGCCCCCAGGACAGAUGGGCCCACGGCCCUACGGCCCCAACAUGCCCCCCAGCAUGGGCCCCAACAUGCCCCCCAGCAUGGGCCCCAACAUGCCCCCCAACAUGCCUCCCAGCAUGGGCCCCAACAUGCCUCCCAGCAUGGGCCCCAACAUGCCCCCCAACAUGGGCCCCAACAUGCCUCCCAGCAUGGGCAACAUGCCACCACAGGUGGGCUCAGGGAUGUGCCCGCCCCCUGGCCUCAACAGGAAGGCCCAGGAGGCCGCAGCUGCAGCCAUGCAGCACGCUGUCACCAACUCCAUACACACCAGGAUGCCAGGUUACCCCAACAUGUCCCCUGCCAUGAUGGGCUCCGGCGCCCCCUAUGGCCCACCCAUGAACAACAUGCCGGGCAUGAUGAACACCCAGGGUGGUCCACCCUUCAGCAUGGGCGCUAACAUGGGCAACAACUCCAGCGGCUUGGCCCCCAGUCCAGAGUUUGGCCUUGAUGGGAAGAUGAACCCGGGUCAGAAGAUGAACAACAAAGUGGACGGGAGCAUGACCCCCAAGCCUGAGACCAAGUCCAAGAAGUCGAACUCUUCCACGACGACCAACGAGAAGCUGACGCGCCUGUACGAGCUGGGCCCAGAGCCUGAGAGGAGGAUGUGGGUGGACCACUACCUGGCCUUCAUCGAGGAGAAGGCCAUGGGCAUGACCAACCUGCCGGCGGUGGGACGCAAGCCCCUGGAUCUCUUCAGACUCUACAUGUCCGUCAAGGAGAUCGGAGGCUUCCUGCAGGUGAACAAGAACAAGAAGUGGCGAGAGCUGUCCACCAACCUGAGCGUGGGCACGUCCAGCAGCGCGGCCAGCUCCCUGAAGAAGCAGUACAUCCAGUGUCUGUACGCCUUCGAGUACAAGAUCGAGCGCGGCGAGGACCCGCCUCCUGAGAUCAUAACUGACAACAAGAGCAAGAACCAGGCCAAGGUCCAGCCACCGUCUCCAGCGUCCCUCUGCUCUACAGCCGGGUCAGGCUCCUUCCAGGGCCCCCAGACCCCCCAGUCUACCAGCAGCUCCAUGGCUGAGGGGGGGGACCUCAAACCCCCCACCCCGGCCUCCACCCCCCACCCCCCCAUGCAGCCUGGGCCUAGGAGCAGUGUGAGUCUCCAGGACCCUUUCUCUGAAGGUAGUGACCCUUCCUUUCCCAGGAGGAACUCGAUGACCCCUAACUCUGGUGGGCACCAGUCGGGGAUGAGCACUCCAGAGAUGCCAGGGCGCCCCGGUGGCCCCUACGAGCCGGGCAAGGACCCCUUCAGCGCCAUGCGGAAAGUCGGGGAGCAGUUCCUGCCUGCCAGCCAGGGCCCUACCAGCGGGCCAGCAGAGCAGCAGUUCCGUGGCGGGCCUCCAGGCCCCAUGGGGGGCAUGCCCAUCAGCCAGAGGCAGCAGUACCCCUACGGGCCAGGAUACGACAGGAGGCCAGAGCAAGGCAUCGGCCCGGAGGGUGGAAUGGGGUCCGGCGCGGGGCAGACCAGCCUGAUGCCAGCCAACACCGACACAGGGAUGUACUCGCCAAACCGCUACCCGGCACAGCAGCAGCGGCACGAUUCCUAUGGAAAUCAGUAUCCUGGCCAAGGUACGUCCCCUGGUGGCUCCUACCCCAACCAGCAGGCAGGAAUGUACUCGCAACAACAACAACAACAACAACAGCAGCAGCAGCAACAACAGAACUACAAGAGACCAGUGGAAGGGGGCUAUCCUCCUGCGAAGCGUCACGAGGGCGAGUACCCGUUCCCUGGCAGCCAGCCGCAGCCUCAACAGCCGGGGGGCACCACAGCUCCCCCUUCAGGGCAGCCCGAGAACUACACCCAGUUCAGCGGCAGCCCCUACGCAGGCCCUGACCGACGCCCGCCAUGCCCCCAGGGCCAGUUCCCCUUCCCCUUCGGCAGGGAGCGCAUGCAAGGGCCCUCUGGGGCCAACGCCCAGACCGCCAUGCCUCCUCAGAUGAUGCAGCAAGGCCCUGACGGCCCUCAGGGGGGCAUGUGGCCGGGGCGGGGGGAGAUGAGCUACCCCAACUACCCCAACCGGCCGGGGGCCCCUGGGGGCUCUGGGCCCCCUGGCCCCGGCUACCCCGGCAUGAACCGCAGCGAGGAGAUGAUGUCAUCAGAGCAGCGUAUGAACCACGAGGGGCAGUGGGGGGGCCCGAUGGGCCCCCGCCAACCCCCCUACGGCCCCGGGGGGUCGGGCCCGCCCAUAACACGCCCCCUGCAGUCCAACUACCAAUCGCCGCAGGGCAUGCAGAACCACAUUCCGCAGGUGUCCAGCCCCGCCCCAAUGCCCCGCCCCCUGGAGAGCAGGACGUCGCCGGGUAAAACUCCCUACAUGCACGGCGGCAUGAAGAUGCAGAAGGCCGGCCCCCCCGUGCCUGCGUCUCACAUCGUGCCCCCCUCGGCGCAGUCCCCUCUGAUCCGACGGGACAUGCCUUUUCCCCCGGGUUCCAUCGAGGCCACCCACCCCAUUCUGAAAACACGCCGACGCCUCACCAUGAAAGACAUUGGGACCCCCGAGGCCUGGAGAGUGAUGAUGUCCCUGAAGUCUGGCCUGCUGGCAGAGAGCACGUGGGCCCUGGACACCAUCAAUAUCCUGCUGUACGACGACAACACCAUCUCCACCUUCAACCUCAACACGCUGCCCGGGUUGCUGGAGCUGGUGGUGGAGUACUUCAGACGCUGCCUGAUCGAGAUCUUCGGCAUCCUGCGGGAGUACGAGGUGGGAGACCCGGGGCAGAGGACCCUGCUGGACCCCCAGGCCCUGGACCGAGACUGGGGCAGCACGGAGGACGACCUGCCCGAGCUGGAGGAUGUGGAGCAGGUCGACGAGGACGAGGAGGAAGACGAGGAGGAAGGGGAAAAAGAGAAGGGGUCGACGGAGGAGCAGGCCCGGGUGAAGGACGAGGACGAGGCGGAGCCGUGCUCGGGACCUGGGGGCGAGGAGGAGGAGAAAAAGGAGGAGGAGGAGGAGAAGGGGGCUUCGCCCGAGCAGCCGAGCUCAUCGCAGCCGCCGGCGGCCCUCCAGGAGACGCCCAAACAGGCCAGCAAGUUCGACAAGCUCCCCGUCAAGGUGGUGCGGAAGAAGGAUCCGUUCGCCGCCAGCCGCUCGAGCCGCCGUGGGCAGGUGCAGGAGUUUGACAGCGGGCUGCUUCACUGGAGCGCCGGCGGCGGGGACUCCACCGAGCACAUCCAGACGCACCUGGAACGGCGGGAGGGCUACCUGGAGCCGCGGCUGCGGGUGCUCGUCCCCAUGAAGGUCCUGAAGAGGAGGGCGCCGGAGGAGAUGAUGCUGGACAACGUCCCCCUCAUGGAGGAGGAGGAGGAGGAGAAGGAGGAGCCCAAGCCGGCCGAGACGCCGGCCGAGACGCCGCCCUCCGCGGCGACGCCCUCAUCCGCCUGCACCGAGGAGCGGGCCGCGCCCGAAGGCGCGGAGGCGGACGACGCGCCCGGCCGCGAGGACGCCGCGAGCCGCCGCGAGAGCGACGUCCUCCCCCCCGGCGACGACGAGGACGUCUUCUUCCUGCCGAAGCGGGCGAAAGCCACGGGCACCGUCCUGGAGGACGAGCCCCACAGCAAGGACGAGGGCCCCCUCCUCACGCUGGCCAACUGGCAGGACUCGCUCGCCCGCCGCUGCGUCUGCAUCUCCAACAUCGUCCGCAGCCUCUCCUUCGUCCCCGGCAACGACCAGGAGAUGUCCAAACACCCGGGCCUGCUGCUGCUGCUGGGCCGCCUCAUCCUGCUGCACCACCGCCACCCGGAGCGCAAGCAGGCGCCGCUCACCUACGAGAAGGACGAGGACUCGGACGAGUCCGGGGCGAGCCAGAGGGACGAGUGGUGGUGGGACUGCCUGGAGCUGCUCCGGGAGAACACCCUGGUCACUCUGGCUAACAUCUCCGGACAGCUGGACCUCUCGGCCUACCCCGAGAGCAUCUGCCUGCCCCUCCUGGACGGGCUGCUCCACUGGGCGGUCUGCCCCUCGGCUGAGGCCCAGGACCCCUUCCCCACCCUGGGGCCCCACAGCGCCCUCUCCCCUCAGAGACUGGUCUUGGAGACCCUCAGCAAGCUGAGCAUCCAGGACAACAACGUGGACCUCAUCCUGGCCACGCCGCCCUUCCGCCGCCUGGAGAAGCUGUACGGGACUCUGGUGCGUCUGGUCGGAGACCGGAGGAUAGCGGUCUGCCGGGAAAUGGCGGUGGUCCUGCUGGCUAACCUGGCCCAGGGCGACAGCGUGGCAGCCCGCGCCAUCGCCAUCCAGAAGGGCAGCGUGGGGAACCUGCUGGGCUUCCUGGAGGACAGCCUGGCCGCCACGCAGCUCCAGCAGAGCCAGAGCUCGCUGCUGCACCUGCAGGGGAUGCACUUCGAGCCCACCAGCGUGGACAUGAUGCGGCGGGCCGCCCGGGCCAUGCACGCCUUCGCCAAGGUGGAGGAGAACCACUCUGAGUUCACGCUGUACGAGUCGCGGCUCCUGGACUUGUCCGUGUCGCCGCUCAUGAACUCGCUGGUGUCCCACGUCAUCUGCGAUGUACUCUUUCUGAUCGGCCAAUCAUGACAGCUGUAGGGAGCUGUUGCUCCACCUUCUCCGGGUUCGACCCCACCCCCCUGCCCCUUUCCUCUCCUCGUCCACCUGGCUUGUGUGCGUCGGGGGCAGGGUGGGCUAGAGUGACUGAUUUUUUUAUUUAUGCAAACCCUUCAGAUUUCCAUUUUCUGGGCCCCUCCCCCCUGGCCGUCUUGACUCAAGGAGAGCAGCAGUGGAUUACGAACCAGAGACUCUGUAAACUGACACUACGUGUAACAGGAAUGCCAACCAGACCACCUGGUCGAGAAGGCAGUUCUGCUCUCGGGGAGGGGAGGGGGGGGGGGGGGGUCGGGGCGAAGUACUUUUUAAAUAAAGAGAAAUAAAUUAAUUAAUAAAUAGCUGAAAAAACAAAAACUGUAACCAAAGUUGCUGUCUCGUUUACAGUGAGUUUUUGGAAAAAUAUGUGUGCCCUUGCUUUCCCCUCGAGGCUGAAACUGGUUCAUGUUCUGAGGCGAGGCAGACUUAGGCGUAGCGCUCGGGUGUAGCUGCUGUAACUGGAUUCUUAUCUGUCAGCCCCUACAGGAGACAGCCGGCCGUUAACAGGCACAUUCACCGGGGAGGCCUGGGCAGUGUGCAGUAGAUCGUAGGACAUUUUCUGUACCGUACUGCUCUUGAGUGUAAGCAUUCUGUAUCACAGUUUCACAUACAGAGACACUGGCAAUGCAGUUUGUCUAGAGUUAAAAGGUCACAUUGGUUUGACGUUGAUGACGAGAGUAAAAAAAACAAAAAAAAUAAGUCUUUCUUCCCCCAAAGUAUGGAGAAUCGACAACACCCUUACCUCCUCUCUUUAGCCCCUGAUUGUAAGAAUUGACCCUUAUGAAAAAUGAAAGAAAUCGCCUCGUAGGACUGGUUUUUGACUUCAGAUACAGCUUUGCUGUGGUGUAUAUAUGAUGUUGUACAUUACACUUCCUUUCUGUGUCCAUCUCUGUCUGUGCUCACUAUUCUCACACUUGUUGGUGAGGGAGGGGAGGUGGACGCCUGGGGGAGGUUCCUGGCCCCUCCCCUAGUUCCAGCUGAUGGACCCCCUUCUCUGGUCUCCACGGCUACUUAGUGCGACAGACACGGCUCAAACCUGUUAACUCCUGGUACAACGAAAAUAAACUCUAGAUGAAGAAAUACACAUUUGACAGUUCUUUUUCUCAAGUCAUAUGGAUUCUGCAUAUUUGUAUCUCAUACUAUGUAGCUCAUAUCAUGUAAAUUCCUCCCUCUUCCUUUUUGAGGCUCGAUGAAUAUCAUUUAUUCAGUAUGAAAUCUUUAUACUAUAUGUUCCACGUGGUAAGAAUAAAUGUACAUUAAAUCUU
Molecule: messenger RNA, 8899 nt
Organism: Osmerus eperlanus (European smelt)
Lineage: Eukaryota; Metazoa; Chordata; Actinopteri; Osmeriformes; Osmeridae
Gene: arid1aa
Product: AT-rich interaction domain 1Aa
Exons: 20
Coding region: 297-7571 (2424 amino acids)
Biological process (GO): positive regulation of DNA-templated transcription; chromatin remodeling; regulation of transcription by RNA polymerase II
Cellular component (GO): nucleoplasm; brahma complex; nBAF complex
Molecular function (GO): DNA binding; nucleosome binding
Source: RefSeq, a predicted model, not a curated record